Molecule: messenger RNA, 2039 nt
Organism: Diaporthe batatas
Lineage: Eukaryota; Fungi; Ascomycota; Sordariomycetes; Diaporthales; Diaporthaceae
Exons: 1
Coding region: 276-692 (138 amino acids)
Source: RefSeq, a predicted model, not a curated record
CAUACCCGCCCAUUGUUGACUGCGGAGCACAGUAGUGCAGUACUCCGUACCGGCCCUCCUCCCUGCCCAGGAUGAUGAUUCCGCUGCCCCACCCCGGAUAGCGACAUACCUACAACCUCCACCCUGACGCCAGGCUUGGCUUGGCUUGGAUCACCACUCAGACACUCGGACACUCAGGCACGGAGGUACGUACCUUUCGGGCACACUGUUGACUGGAUGUGCCGUCGCCAAAUCUGAUCACGACCACCACGACCACCACACCUGGCCCACCGUCCAUGCACCCACCUCGCAGUACGCAGUUGCGAUGUUGUAGCGGCUGCGGUCAUUCCUCUUACUACAUACCUCACGACCAUCAGCUACCGCCCUGCCAUCGUGCACGCGGGCAAAGAAAGAAAAGAAAAGAAAAGAAAAACCAUGCACACGGAAGGGAGGGCGUCCAUGAGGGCCCGAGCAUGACAUGGCCCCCCACCGGAGAAUGCUCCCUACCUGCGAAUGCGCCAUCCAACAGCAGCACGAGACACGAGACCAGACUCGUCCCAUCAACCACCGGUCCUAUGCUGCCCUCCAACCGUGCCCCACAGGGGCAGGUCGCCGCCGUGCUGUCGCGCCUCCAUCCGACGACCUGUUGGUCUUGGUCCUUGGUCCCGGGUCGGUCGCACACUUCAAACCGCAGUCUAGAGUCUAGACUAUAGUAUUAUUAUUACUCCGUCCUGCGCCGUCUGCGAAAGGGGACGCCCGCCCAAUCCUGGCGCCAGCUCCAAGUCAGCAUCCCAGCAUCCCGGCAUCCCGGCAAGGUAGCCACAGCCCCGGGUCUAUUCUUCGACACGCGCAGCCGUUGGCUGGCUGGCUCCAACCAAGCAGCCCAAGAUGGUCAGUCCUCAGUCCAAGCUUGCUUUUGCCUUUUCGGCGGCCUGAAACUGGUCGGCGGAUGACAGCCUUCGAUUUUGGGGCCCCUCCAGUGCCUCCACCUUCCCCCCCUCCUUCGUCCAGGCAGCCAGGGUGCAACAAUGCUCUGUGUGCGCAGUGUGCUCCGAGUCAAAGCUGACGGGCAAGUCUCGGAUAGAGCUUGAGGGCCCCGUGAUUAGCAUAGUAUUCAGACGCCUCCAAAUCGCCCGGGUCCUCGCCUCGUCAUGGCCGCUUGCCCCCUUGUAUGCUUUGGCCGCCUCGAGACUCGGCCGCCCAACAACCGACCCAACCCAUCCAGGUUGCACCUGUUGAGGCUGUUCCAGGAGCCAUGUCUCCGUGAGCACGUGUGGCCGCUGUAAAAUCCCGAUCCUGUCGAAAUUGUCUCAACUCGCCCACUAUGUACUGUUUGCACGCGGACCCAGACCCUGCAUUACCAGCCGUUCCAUGGCGACGUGCCUGCCUUGAUUGAGAAUGACUUGCGCCUCGAAACUCGAGUCGGCCCUGUGCAACACUUGCAACCCGCCGCUGGAGAUCGCACCUGGGCGGCCUGCCUGCCUGCCUGCCUGCCUGCCUGCCUUCUGUGAGGCUACAUCCGUAGGCUCUUGUUGACCAGGCAUGGUGAUCAGUGCAGGGGUGCUGCCCUUGGUUCGCCGCGCGCUCGGCAGACCAGCGUCAAGUACUCCUGUCACUGUGAGUCGCACACUGGGUUCCUCACUAUGUCGAUCUCCGGCAUAGCCUAGAAACCAAGUCCCCAUCUUUCGUCAACGGAGGGCCUCGACGCCUACCUAGCGAGACGAGCCCGUGGAGUUUGACUUCGGCUUCAAGUCGCACUAAUCAAGUGAGCGACUUGUUUCCUGGCUUUUCGACUCCAAUCUUGAUUAUUUGGCGGGGCACCAAGUCCAUGUCCUCGACUGUGCACACACGCCCUCCUCAGCCACCGGCAAAACCGCACUCGAGGUCGGCAAGAACGGGGCCGGCCGACGCUAAUCCUCGCGUGUGGUUGUUGUCCUCUCUCGAACUCCUUGGAUUGCUCGUCCGCUGCACAUCUCCCCAAAGCUUUGGCUUAUACCCAAGCACAAAGUCGGUCCAGCAGCAACCGGGUGUCAUCGCUCGGCCAGGCUAGCAGAUUCGUC